CACACAUUGCUUCAACUCUCUCUUUUUCUAUUCCAACUUCUUUAAAACCAAGCCUUAUUUCUCAAUUCUCUCUCAGGGUACAGACAGAAAGGAGAGAGAUUCUAAACUAAACCAUAAUGAAGAACACAAACACCAACACUAAACUCAUUCUCCUUCACCCUUAUAUCCAAAAGCAAGGAAGCUCCAAUCGACUAUGGCUUCUAGCCUUCGUAUCAAUCCUCACCCUUGUUUUCCUUGUCACCCUCAUUUACACAAGGGAGUCCACCUUCAUUACCAACGCAACUUCUUCUGUGAUUGCAUCUUCCAAUGCCUCAGUUUCUGGUCUCGAAAGUGCUCCUUUGCCAGCCACAGUGAUCAACACUCUCCUCCACUAUGCCUCAAAAUCCAACGACACCUACCGCAUGCCACACUCAGACCUCAAACCCAUCUCUAACGUGCUUCGAAAGUGCUCAUCCCCAUGCAACUUCCUCAUCUUUGGCCUCACACCCGAAACCCUUCUCUGGAAAGCCCUCAACCACAACGGAAGAACCGUUUUCAUCGACGAAAACCGUUACUACGCUGCGUAUUACGAAGAAUUGCACCCAGAAAUCGAUGCUUACGACGUGCAAUACACCACCAAAAGGAGCGAGAUGAAGGAGCUCAUAGCUUCAGCUAAAGAACAGGUUGCCAACGAGUGCAAGCCAGUGCAGAAUCUUUUGUUUUCUGACUGCAAACUAGGGCUCAAUGACCUCCCCAACCAUGUAUACGAGGUUGACUGGGAUGUCAUAUUGGUGGACGGGCCACGUGGUGAUUGGCCCGACGCUCCUGGCAGAAUGUCAGCGAUUUUCACCGCUGGCGUUCUCGCCAGGAGCAAGAAGGGUGGAAACCCUAAGACUCAUGUGUUUCUGCAUGACUUCUCCGGGGAAGUGCAGAAGGUUUGUGGGAGUGAAUUUCUAUGCAAUGAGAAUUUGUUGGAGGCAAGUGAGGAUUUGGGGCACUAUGUGUUGGAAAGGAUGGAUGAGAGUAGUGUGCAGUAUUGUAAGAAUAAUCACUCGUCUUCUGGGUCAGGUGCUUCUUCUUCAACUUAAGUAGUUGCUCGUUCUCUCAACCAGAUUACUAUAAGCUACUCAGAAUCAAUCAUGUAGUCACAAUUGUUUCGUCUUCCUUCUGGGUAUUUAUCAUCCUUUCCAUUGCAACAUUUUGUUUUUGUUCACUUCCUGGCUGGAGCCUGUAAAAAAUAAUUCUUUUUUGGUCUUGCCUUUUCAUUUUAUGGCACUCAAAAUUGUGAUUUCUUUAAUGAAGUCAAGUUUCCCGAUUCCAAUUGA
This is a messenger RNA of Cajanus cajan (pigeon pea), 1304 nucleotides long. Its product is annotated as protein IRX15-LIKE. The record is from RefSeq and is a predicted model, not a curated record. NCBI's taxonomy places the organism in Eukaryota, Viridiplantae, Streptophyta, Magnoliopsida, Fabales, Fabaceae. Gene Ontology annotation, biological process: xylan biosynthetic process.